UUUUCCACAUCCACUUGGACCACAAAUAAUGGCUCUGAAUGAGUUUGGUAAUAAUUUUCCAUGUUUACUGUUGGUUGCUUUCUGUACAAUAUCUAGAUUAUCAAUUGGUAACGUCUGCUCUUGUUGAAUGACUCUCAUCGUGUGUUAAACAUAGUAAAAAUAUGAACAAUAUAUUACCAAUGUCACCAAAUGCAUGACCAUCAGUCCAAUGUUGGUGUUCAAAGGGGAAGGUCUUUUGAACUCUCUAAUUAAUAAACUUCCAGUUGAGCUUCAUAUUCCUGGUUAUCAGUAUUGUGGACCUGGAACAAAACUAAAAAAACGUCUUGCACGCGGAGAUCCGGGAAUUAAUCCUUUAGACGCAGCUUGUAAACAACACGAUAUCGCUUAUUCGCAUCAUACAUCUCUCGAAGAACGUCACAAGGCCGAUAAAGAAUUGGAAGAUAGGGCUUGGGAGCGAUUCAAGUCUAAGGACGCUAGCUUUGGCGAAAAAAGUGCUGCUUUACUUGUAACCGGUGGAAUGAAAACGAAAAGAAAGUUGGGAAUGGGAUGUCCUCGUCGUCGUGGAAGAAAGGGACGUUAUUCUUUCAAUCGGGAUGUGGUACCUAAAAUUGCAAAGUCCAUGAAGAGAGGAGCAUCGUUAAGAGAUACUGCUUUGACAGCUGUACGAAUAGCAAAAUCGGUAAUUAAAAAACUUGGUGGACGAAAAACAGUUGAUCUUCCACGAGUGUUGCCACUAAAAUCUGGAGGUUUCCUACCCCUCAUACCCCUAUUUGCAGGUCUUUCUGCAUUGGGGGCUUUAGCCGGUGGUGCAGCAGGGGUGGCGAAGACUGUGGUUGACGCAAAGAACGCCCAAAAGAAAUUGGAAGAGGAUAUGCGCCAUAAUAAGGCGAUGGAACACAUCGGCUCAGGUCUGUACUUGCGUAAGAAACCAAGAGGCGGAUUCGGUUUGUAUCUGAAAAAAAACUUCCAAUAA
Diabrotica virgifera virgifera (western corn rootworm) is the source of this 973-nucleotide messenger RNA. RefSeq lists its product as uncharacterized. Gene Ontology annotation, molecular function: structural molecule activity; A2-type glycerophospholipase activity. Gene Ontology annotation, biological process: phospholipid metabolic process; arachidonate secretion. The transcript has a single exon. The coding region runs from base 194 to 973 and encodes 259 amino acids. The record is from RefSeq and is a predicted model, not a curated record. NCBI's taxonomy places the organism in Eukaryota, Metazoa, Arthropoda, Insecta, Coleoptera, Chrysomelidae.